Amborella trichopoda is the source of this 2267-nucleotide messenger RNA. The record is from RefSeq and is a predicted model, not a curated record. Lineage: Eukaryota; Viridiplantae; Streptophyta; Magnoliopsida; Amborellales; Amborellaceae.
ACAUCUUGUGGAUACGUGCAUAUUUAUUUUUAAAGUGAAAUAGAUAAUUUAUUUAAACAAUAUAACUAUUUUUAGAGCUUAAAAGCCUAUUUUUUUCCCACAAUUGUAAUGUUCAAGCAGAGACAAUCGACAUAAAGAUCUUCCAAAUUUUAAAUUUUGAUGAGUUAUGAGGAGAGAUGUUGAUAGGGCUGCAGCCCUAUCAAAACAUUUUCCAAGUCUCAUCUCAUGUCUUGUUGGGUCGCCAAAGAUUCGUGUUUCUUUUUGUAUCUCGUGUUCGUUUUUGGUAGUUUUACUCGUAAACCACAUCAUUGUUCUCUCUCAUGCAAUCAUCUCUCUCUAUUCCCUUGUUUACUCUCUGUAAUUCUAUUUUAUACAUUUGAAGUGGGGUUUAAGGAAAUUAUUUUCCAUUGUAUUUUCUGGUGUUUGGGCUUCACAACAACUUGUUAGCAGGAGCAGAAUGAGUUAAGUUGAAGCCAUGCCCUCUCAAAAGUCCACUGUGGAACAAAUGAUGUGGAGUCCCAGGACUUUAUUCCAAGAAAAAUGUGAAAGCUACUUGCUUUUCUAUGGGGAAACAUCCCUUGGAAAUGGGUUACAAGCUUUCUUAUAUUUUCUGGGUCUUGCAUAUUGUUUCAUUGGCUUAUCAGCCAUAACUGCCCUUUUCUUUCAAUCGAUGGAGACUGUCGUGAAACACUCAAGGAAGGUGGUAGAGAUAGACCCAGACACAAAAGAGGAAGUUAUUAGGCACCAAAAAGUUUGGAAUUACACUAUAGCAGAUAUAACACUACUGGCCUUUGGGACAAGCUUUCCGCAAAUCUCUUUAGCUACAAUAGAUGCGAUUCGGAACAUUGGUCAGCUAUAUGCCGGAGGAUUGGGUCCUGGAACUCUCGUUGGGUCUGCCGCGUUCGACCUUUUUCCUAUCCACGCUGUUUGUGUUGUAGUUCCUAAGGCGGGGACAUUGAAAAAGAUAUCAGAUUUAGGAGUAUGGUUGGUGGAGCUCUUUUGGUCAUUCUGGGCUUACAUUUGGCUUUACAUAACAUUAGAGGUGUGGACUCCAAAUGCGAUCACCCUGUGGGAGGCUUUACUAACUGUGUUACAAUUUGGUCUUCUACUACUUCAUGCAUAUGCUCAAGACAAGCGUUGGCCUUAUUUCUCCAUUCCAUUGCCUAGGCAUGAUAGACCUGAGGAUUGGGUACCAGAAGAGCCUUUGUUUGUUGACCAUCAUAGUGGUGAUUCUGGGGAUUCUUCUGAAAUUCUUUUAGCUGAUGAAGGAUCUGAAUCUCGUAUUGUUGACAUAUUUUCCAUCCAUACCAGCAGGGGUAUAGGUCAUGUUUAUCAGACCGUCAGCAGUGGAGAUAUGGGAGAGUCAUCCAACAAAGUUUUUGAACAAAAAGCUGUAGAUAAUCAGUGUUUGCUUUCAAUUUGGAGCAAACAAUUUCUUGAUGCCCUCACGUUGGAGACUGCUGAAUCAAGAAAAAUGGACAGUGCAUGCCUAAGGAUAGCGAGAAUUUCGUUCCAUUUGAUUAUUGCUCCAUGGAGAUUUCUAUUUGCUUUUGUGCCUCCCUGUCAGAUAGCACAUGGAUGGGUUUCUUUCAUCUGUUCACUAUUCUUUAUAAGUGGAAUUGCUUAUGUUGUUACCAAGCUCACAGACUUAAGCUGUGUCACAGGAAUAAAUGCAUAUGUCUUAGCAUUCACAGCAUUAGCGAGUGGUACCUCUUGGCCUGAUCUAGUUGCAAGCAAAAUCGCUGCCGAGCGCCAGACAACAGCUGAUUCUGCAAUAGCAAAUAUCACAUGCAGCAAUUCAGUGAAUAUUUAUAUCGGAAUUGGUGUCCCUUGGCUGAUCGACACACUAUAUAACUUUUUUGCCUAUAACGAGCCCCUUUACAUACAAAAUGCGCAAGGCCUCAGCUUCUCCUUGCUUGUUUUCUUCGUCACCUCUAUUGGUUGCAUUGCUGUUCUUGUUUUGAGGCGCUUGACCCUGGGGGCAGAACUUGGAGGCCCCAAACCCUUGGCCUGGGCUACAAGUAUAUACUUCAUGAUGCUUUGGCUCAUUUUUGUUACUCUCUCAUCACUCAAAGUUUCAGGCUUCAUAUAAUUAUAACUUUGGCUCUGUUGAUUGAGCAUUCAUUGUAGUUUCAGGCUUCAUAUAAUUAUAAUAGCUUUGGCUCAGUCGAGGUAGCAUUCAUUGUAAUGGCAAUAUCACAUAUUUGUAAUACAAACAUUUGCAAUAGUUGAAAUGAAAAUUACCAGGCCUCCAUGUGUUUCCUUUA